Molecule: messenger RNA, 757 nt
Organism: Solenopsis invicta (red fire ant)
Lineage: Eukaryota; Metazoa; Arthropoda; Insecta; Hymenoptera; Formicidae
Gene: Pdf
Product: pigment-dispersing hormone peptides
Exons: 3
Coding region: 310-564 (84 amino acids)
Biological process (GO): response to light stimulus
Cellular component (GO): extracellular region
Molecular function (GO): hormone activity
Source: RefSeq, a predicted model, not a curated record
UAGAGAAACAAUUUCAUCAAUUUAAACAUUCAAUCUUUACACGCUUCGCUAGAAUUUCUUUUACAUAACUUAAUAAAGGAGGCGAAAUACAAUUUCCUCAUCGAAGGAAGAUAUCUGUCGUUCGCAGAGCCGUUCGCAGCCUACGAUCUGUCUGUCAGGAACAGAUUUUGAUGAUGGAUGCAUGGUAUAAAAGAAAUAGCGCCUUCGAAAUGUUCGGAUUUACGUAGUAUUCGCGCGGUACAUUAGACGGCAUCCGUUGCUUCGACGUUUACUGCACAUCGGCACUUGCAACUGCUCCGACAUCCAUCAAUGGCUAAUUACGUGAGAUUCGUUGUCGUUUUCGCUAUUAUCAUUGGUAUGGUUUGCGGAGAGGAAUCCAGCGAGAUCGAAGAUGUCGACAAGAAUAUUUUCUUGAAUCUUCCUUACGGCAGAGGAUUGGAUAGUGAAUUGCAGCUGGUCAAAUUGAUGAUGUUGGCUCCGCGAUUGUGUCAUCCCAAACGCAAUUCCGAGCUUAUAAAUUCAUUACUGGGUUUACCGAAAAAUAUGCACAAUGUUGGAAAAUGAAAGUAGUCUCUGGUUGUACAAGAUAUUCAAAGAUAUAUCAUAUAUAAAAUGUUAUAAAAAUAUACUCGUAGUUUAUCCGUCAAUGAACAUAUAUUAGAACGGAGAAUUUAGAAAGUCAAGAUUUGUCAGCGAUGUUCCAGAAACACGGAUCGUAUCCAAAAUGAAUUGAUACUAAUAAAUCUAGAAAUUCUCA